Messenger RNA from Tribolium madens (black flour beetle), 905 nucleotides. RefSeq names its product zinc finger protein 785-like. Gene Ontology annotation, biological process: regulation of transcription by RNA polymerase II. Gene Ontology annotation, molecular function: RNA polymerase II cis-regulatory region sequence-specific DNA binding; DNA-binding transcription factor activity. NCBI's taxonomy places the organism in Eukaryota, Metazoa, Arthropoda, Insecta, Coleoptera, Tenebrionidae. Bases 106 to 786 code for a protein of 226 amino acids. The transcript is spliced from 3 exons. The record is from RefSeq and is a predicted model, not a curated record.
ACCUGAAUUUCCUUCCUGUGAUCUCGGCUUUUCCAAUAAUGUAUAUAAUAUAUUAUUUGAAAUGUACAAAAACGAACAAAUAGGAAACUAACUGCCCCAAAUGUGAUGGAAUUUUCGGGGAUUUGGAACCAAAUUUUGAUAAAUCCGACGACGGUGUGUUUUCAACCGAAUCCGCUAAUUGAAGGAAUUCAAGUAAUUACUCCUUACGUCACUUCCAGCGACACAAGUUCCUCAAUUAAUUCGGAGAGUAGUGUGGCGAUUCAAGAAGAAGAUGAAGUUGAUGAAGAAAUUAAUAGUCCUGAAGAUGACGAAAAAGGUGAAAAGGAUGUUGAGCAGAAAAAAGCAAUUCAAAGAGUUAGGUACUCGAAAGAGGAAUAUCGGUGCAAGCAAUGCCCUUACACAUGCACCACCGAAAAGGCGUUUUUGCAUCAUUUGAGGUGGUGCGAAGACAAAUCGACCAAAAAACUCCUCUCGUGUCCUGUUUGUGGCAAAGAUAGGAGAAGCGAGGAGACUCUCUCGAUUCACAUGAUGAAGCAUAAACAAGACAAGUAUUUUUGUUGUGAUAUUUGUAAAUUUAAAACCAUUCAAUUGAAAAAGCUCAUCCAACAUAGGCGAAUGCAUACAGGAGAAAAGCCGCAUUUGUGUCCCUUUUGUAGUUACCGAUCGUCGAGGAGAGACAAUUUAAGGUCUCAUGUAAGAAGGGUUCAUAAAAAACAAGAUCUGCCAUGUGAUACUUUUACGCCAAGAAGCAUGGUUUUGUCUCCUAGAAAACCAAUUAGUAAUUAAUAUAAUUUUGUUGUUGAUGUUUUACACCAUAUUUUAGUAAAUUUUUAUAAUAAUUUUAAACAAAGUGUUACUAUUAUUACUGCUAAAUGGGUCUGUUGAGAACAACAGUUAAAGUUUUG